This is a messenger RNA of Pseudozyma flocculosa PF-1, 2511 nucleotides long. RefSeq lists its product as uncharacterized. The transcript has 8 exons. The coding region runs from base 1 to 2511 and encodes 836 amino acids. NCBI's taxonomy places the organism in Eukaryota, Fungi, Basidiomycota, Ustilaginomycetes, Ustilaginales, Ustilaginaceae. The record is from RefSeq and is a predicted model, not a curated record. Gene Ontology annotation, molecular function: ATP-dependent DNA damage sensor activity; ATP hydrolysis activity; mismatched DNA binding. Gene Ontology annotation, cellular component: MutLalpha complex. Gene Ontology annotation, biological process: mismatch repair.
AUGGCCGACCACGACGACCUCGAUCCGGCCGCUCAGUCGUCCCGGUACCGUCCCAUCAAGAGGCUCGAGGAGAGCGUCGUCAACCGAAUCGCUGCCGGAGAGAUCAUCCACCGUCCCGCCAACGCCCUCAAGGAGCUCAUUGAAAACAGCCUCGAUGCCGGCGCAACCAUGAUCAAGAUCACCCUCAAAGACGGCGGCGUAAAGCUGCUCCAGAUACAGGACAACGGCUCCGGCAUCAGGCACACCGACCUGCCGCUCCUCUGCGAGCGAUUUGCCACGUCCAAGCUCCGCGACUUUUCCGACCUCUCCAAGAUGACGACUUUUGGCUUUCGCGGCGAGGCCCUCGCCAGCAUCAGCUACGUCAGCGCAUCGAUGAGCGUCGUCAGCAAGACAAAGGACCAGGAUUGCGCCUACAAAGCCUACUACUCGUCGGGCGCAUUGGCCCCGCCCAAGCCGGGCCAGUCGUCUGCGCCGCGCCAGUGCGCCGGCACCGACGGUACCCUCAUCUCGGCCGAGGACCUCUUCUUCAACGUGCCGCAGCGCAGGCGCGCGCUCAAGAGCGGCGCGGACGAGUACAACCGAGCGCUUGAUGUCGCCGCCAAGUACGCCGUGCACUACGGCGGCCGCGGGAUCGGGUUCUCGUGCCGCAAGGCUGGAUCCAACGUGACCGACCUCAACACGCCCGCCUCGGCCACCAACACGACGCUCGACGCCAUCCGUAUGCUCCACGGUAACGCGGUGGCCCGCGAACUGAUCGAGCUCAAGCCGAUGGAGGACGAGAGGUACGCCUUUCGCUGCCAGGGCUGGAUCAGCGGAGCCAACUGGAGCAGCAAGCGCUCGACCAUGCUUUGCUUCAUCAACAAUCGACUGGUCGACUGCCCGCUCCUCAAACGCUCCCUCGAGGCACUCUACGCGACGCUGUUGCCAAAAGGUGGUCACCCGUGGAUCUACAUCUCGCUCGACAUCCGACCGGAGAACGUCGAUGUCAACGUCCACCCGACCAAAAAGGAGGUGCACUUUCUCGACGAGGAGGAGAUUGUCGAGGCCAUCUGCGUCCACGCUCAGACCUGCCUCGCGGGUGCCAACGCGAGCCGGACGUUCCAGUUCAGCCAGGCGCUUUUGCCCGGUGCGCCUGACCCAUCGCGUCCGAUCAAGAGCCGAGACCGCGACCGCGACGAGGCUGGCAACCGCGCACCGGAUGGUCAGGAGACGCCGUAUGACGAUCAAGAGCGUCGCGAUGCCCUCGACGACGCCGUCUCCGCUUCCACCACGACGCCCGUCGGCGCCAAGCGGGCAGUGGCGUUCGCCGACAAGAGCCUGCCGCCGUCGCUCCAGAAGGGCUAUCCGCAGCACAUGGUCCGCGUCGAUGCGCGGUCGCGCACGCUCGACUCGAUGUUUGGCUCCUCCUCGUCUUUGCAGCAGCAGCCUCCCUCGCUCAGGAACAGCAAGCGGCAGGUGGACGCGGCCAUGUCGACCGAUGCACCGACCGUCGAUGGGGAAAAAGAUCAGCCUUCCUCGCACCUCGACGACAGCAGCGCCAUCGAGGACGGAGCGGGUGUGCGGCCGUCGGGGCGCAAGAAGCGACGCACGACGCGGAUCCCGGAGUCGGACAUUGCCCUCACCUCUGUGCGCGAGCUGCGCGCCGAGAUCCAGAAGCGCAGGCACGGCGGCCUCGCCGACAUUGUGCACAACCACAGCUUUGUCGGCGUCGCCGACCUCGACCGCUCCCUCAGCCUGCUGCAGCACGAGACGCGGCUCUACCUCGUCGGGCAUGCCGCUUUCAUCGAGGAGUUUGCGUACCAGCUCGUCAUCCGCCAGUUUGGCAGUCUCAAGCGCAUCAAACUCGACCCGCCACCUUCGAUCGAGGAGCUCAUCCGGAUAGGCCUCGAUUGCGAGCCGGACGUCCCGGUCAAAGGCCCAGACCGCGAGCAGAUGGUCAAGAAGAUCGCAAGCACCCUCAUCGAGCACGCCGAGAUGCUCGACGAGUACUUCUCGCUCGGCAUCGACGCCGAGGCCGGAACGCUGCUCAGCAUCCCGACGCUGCUGCCUCCCACGCACACGACCACGGCGUCCAGGGGCGACGCCGACGAACCCGGCAACGACGCUGGCAGCGAAGCAACAAUGGCGGGUACGAUUUCGCUCGAGCGCCUGCCGGCCUUUUUGGCGCGGCUGGGCCCCAUGGUCGACUGGGAGGACGAGAAGGCGUGCUUCGAGACUUUUGCGAGGGAGCUCGCCUUUGCCUGCCUCCCCGACACGCCGCUGCCACUCGCACCCGACAACCAGGGCGGAGGCGAGCGCAACGAAGACGAUGGCGACGAAGCGGCGGCGGCGGCGGCGCGGGCAGAGCAUCGCCGGCUGAGGGAGAAGACCAAGUGGGAGGUCCAGCACCGGUGGUUCGCCAGCAUGGUGGCCAGCGUCGGCCGCUUUGCGCCGCCCAAGUCGCUCCUCGACAGGGAUGUUGUGCAGGUCGCCAACUUGCCGGAUCUGUACCGCGUCUUUGAGCGGUGCUAG